Messenger RNA from Ornithodoros turicata, 741 nucleotides. RefSeq lists its product as uncharacterized. The transcript is spliced from 6 exons. The record is from RefSeq and is a predicted model, not a curated record. Bases 142 to 582 code for a protein of 146 amino acids. Lineage: Eukaryota; Metazoa; Arthropoda; Arachnida; Ixodida; Argasidae.
AGCGGUAUCGCCACUCUCUCUCUGAGGCCAUAACAAGAGGCAAACACUGAGACUGGGAACCGUAUGGUCUGAGUGAAGACGAAGUCAACACUACAACGGAACGCUCGUACCCUGCUACACUAGCGUGACUACAUCGUGAAAAUGGACGAGCUGAGUUACCCGCUAUAUGAGCACCAGUAUGAGACAGAGCAACCACCUUUCAUUUCCACAGUGCAUGGAAUUUUUACUACAGUCGAAUUGGUGUUUGGGUUCGUCCUCUUCGUCUGGCUGCUAAGGUCCCAGAUAAACCAGUGGCCCCAACGAUUUGCCACCGCCUCAGCAUGGGCCUACAGUUUCAAUGGGAUUCACAUUCUCAUCACGGCCUCCAUAUCGCACCUUACUGCCACGUAUAUGCCCACUAUAUUUUAUUUUGUGAUGUACCAGUUCACAGCGGCGCUGUCCCUCAUCGCUGCCGGCAUAUGGAUUGUUUGCGGUGCAAGAGCACCCAAUGCGCCGAAAGGUCAUGGGAUCCUGUCCAUUAUUACUGGAGGAAUUCAUGGUGGGCAUUUCGGCUACACUGUCGUCUCGGAAUACAUACUUUAGCGCAACAGCGCCAAAUCCAUUCCUUCAACCAUCAUAUCGUAACUGCAUCCAUUUCGAUUGUACCAUAAUUUUCAACCUUAUAAAACAAAGGCAUAGAUCGUUUUUCUGUUUAGAUCUGUAUGCUAAUGACAAUGCUGGCAAAAAUAAACGUAAGUACCA